Messenger RNA from Gilbertella persicaria, 2164 nucleotides. RefSeq lists its product as uncharacterized. Gene Ontology annotation, cellular component: nucleus. The record is from RefSeq and is a predicted model, not a curated record. The coding region runs from base 32 to 2158 and encodes 708 amino acids. Lineage: Eukaryota; Fungi; Mucoromycota; Mucoromycetes; Mucorales; Choanephoraceae. The transcript has 6 exons. Gene Ontology annotation, molecular function: protein binding.
CCCUUUUUUUUUUUAUUUUUUUUUAUAUUCGAUGGACCCAUUUCAAUCAUUUCCUAUACAGUUCAAUCCUCAAAUCUAUGAGAGUAGCAAUGUACCUCCAUCUACAGACAAGUUAUUCUCUUUUAGUGGCUUCCAAGCAGGCUUGAUGACAAGUCAACAAAAUACGAUGCCAAGCAGUUCAAACUUACAACCUCCUUUCCAACCCUCUCGACCACAAACAUUUCUACAGCCACCUUUAGCCCAAUCUGCUCAGAAUGAAAACGGAAGUCGAUAUGCUGGCAUGUACGCCAACACUGGAUUUGAUAUGUUGACCUUAUUAUCGCGUGUGGUCAAUCGACCCAACCCUCAAAUCAGCUUAGGCCCUGUGGAUUUAUCAUGUUCGUUUGUGGUGGUGGAUGCGAAACAAUAUGAUUUUCCAUUGGUCUAUGUGUCCCCUAUGUUUGAACGCUUAACGGGUUAUGCACCUCAUGAAGUGAUAGGCAGGAAUUGUCGGUUCUUACAAGCACCUGAUGGAAGAGUGGCUAUUGGUUCAAGAAGAAAAUAUACAGAUAACAGCACUGUCUAUCAUAUCAAGACACAUAUAGUCCAAGGAAAAGAAUCACAGUCGAGUAUCAUCAACUAUAAAAAAACGGGUCAACCUUUUGUCAACCUAUUGACAGUGAUACCUAUUGCUUGGGAAUCAUCUGAUGAAAUCGAUUAUUUUGUAGGAUUACAAGUGGAUCUUGUAGAACAACCAAAUUCAAUAUUUCAAAGCAUGAAGGAUGGAACAUACACUGUCAACUAUAGAAGUUCUACUAUUCCAUCUGCCAUUUCAGGCUUUCCAAUGAAUCCUGAACUUGCUGAAGAGCCUAUUGAAGAAUGGCGAAGACCUGUUUCUCCUAAACCCUUAUUGACAUCCUCAUCCAAUGAUCCUCCCAUGGUGUCUACUGGCAGCAGCAGCCAUUUAACCCCCAUAGAUAUAGAAACACUGAUCAAAGAAGCAAGUACAGAUGAAGGCAAAUUUAGACGAUGUUGGCAUGAACUACUGUUGGACCAGAGUCCUGAUUUUAUUCAUGUCUUGACCAUCAAAGGGAUCUUUCUGUACUGCUCUGAUUCAACACAGCAACUGUUAGAAUACGAACCCUCAGAACUGAUUGGUGAAUCACUCAAAGACAUCUGUCAUCCCUCGGAUAUCACAACUGUCAUGCGUGAAUUAAAGCAGUCUUCCAGCGACUCAACAGAACCUGUCAAUCUGAUUUACCGUGCACGCCGUAAAAACUCGGGCUACAUAUGGAUUGAAUGUUGUGGUAAACUCAGGAAUGAAGAUGGUCGUGGGCGUAAAUAUGUCGUCUUGUCCGGUCGAGAACGUCCUGUGUAUCAGCUGCCGCGUAGUGCUCUGGCAGUAGGCAACAGGGCCCAUGAGGCACGUACACCUCAAGACGCAUUGAUGCCAGGCACAGAAGACCAUGAAUUCUGGGGUAAAUUAAGUGCUGAUGGCUUACUGUUGUAUGUCAGUUGGACAUGUGCGAAUAUCCUGGGCUCACCUCCUCCUGAACUGAUUGGCACGUCCUUGUACCAGUUGAUGCGUAGUAACCGUACAACCGAUCUAACCCGUGCAUUAGCAGAAGUCAAAGAAGGCAAGAUUGUAUAUUUAAGGCACGCUUUGUUGAACAAUGCAGGCAUGGAAGUCAUGGUGGCCACUACAUUCUAUCCAGACGGGAAAGCAUCUUUACAAGAACAACCUACGUUUGUAUUGAUGCAGACAAAGGUGAUUGAUGAUGAAUCUACCUUGACAGACGAAGAGCCAGUGUUUGUCUCGAUGGAUCCUGAUGUCAAAAAGAAAGGAAGAGCAGAUGUAUCGAUGCCUAAUCUGGACAGUCAUGGUGUUGUCCUUCCCUCUGUACAGCGUAUCCAUACAGGUGAACGUAUGGUGGAUGAACUCGAUAUUGCUCGAGAUGCAAAUUGGCAGUAUGAAUUACAUCAAUUAAGGAUCAGUAAUAAGAAAUUAAGAGAUGAUCUCAAUAUUUUACUUCAAAGAGCGAAACAAGAUGGUAAAGAAGAAGUUGCCCACUGUCAUUCAUGUUAUCGUCGUUUACCAGGCACUUCAGAAUUGGAUUAUAGUUCAGAGGAACCUCUGUUAUGUAAUACAUGUUCUCUUCGUGAUAUACCAACACAAUAAAAAAAC